AACGACUUAAUAAGAGACCCAGUGAAGAACUCAGCAACUUCAUCACCACCAAAUUCAUUACCAACUUCCAUUCUUUUUCCUCUCUACUCUUUUCCUCAUUCCUCACUCUAAUUCUCGCUCCCGUUUCUUCACCGGACAAAUUGCUUUUUGUGUUCCUUCAAACCUUUUCUCCUUGCUGAUCUUCCGGCCGGAGAGGGGAUAUAUAUCUUUUGGAUCUUUCAAACGCUUUUGUUUUGACUUCGUUUUCUGCGCUUCUUCUUUCUCCCAUGGCUAUGGACGAUACUGAAAGCUGUAGUAGUAGACCGGUGGAUGACUUCUCAGUUCAGACUUGGAGACAGAAGCAGAAGGUUGGUGUUUACGACGAAGUUCUUCGUCGACUCAGGCUGUCUCACGAAGCGGAGACCAGCCUUCCUGGUUUUGAGGAUGAACUCUGGGCUCAUUUUCAUCGACUUCCUACUAGGUAUGCUAUGGACGUCAAUGUAGAGAGGGCUGAAGAUGUUCUCAUGCACAAAAAUCUUCUCUAUAUGGCACAUGAUCCUGCUACUCGACCUGCAAUUGACGUCCGUCUCGUACAGGUUCAUUCAUCUCCUGGCAGGAACUUUGGCAAGUCAGUUAAUUGGAGCUUGAAGGAAAAAGUGGACCAGGAGCGGUUUUCUGGUUAUGACAGCAAUCAGAGGCAGGGUUAAGUGAAGAUUUGAACUUAACUGUAUAUUUGGGAUUUCAAGGAUAUUAUAACUACAAUUUUUUAUUUUAAUUUUUCUCCAUAUAUAAGCAGACACCACCCCCCACCAGCAUUUGGUUCAUCAACACGGGUCGAAUAUGGUUCUGAGACCAGCCAAUUACAUGAUAUAGACCAACCGGGGACUUUCUCCUGGUAAAUGAUGGUCUGAGAUCUGAGUAGUUUUUAGGACAUGCCUCAAUGGCUCUGUUCUUAUAGUUUGUCCUUUUUUCCUUUUUAUUAUCUGUACUAUAAAUGCUUGAUAUCGUGACCUUAAAAUUCUUUACCACCAAAAUUUCAGUGAUUCCUCCAUGUCACUUUAAUAAGAGUUCAAUGGCCCCUUCUGUUCUUA
This is a messenger RNA of Cucumis sativus (cucumber), 1070 nucleotides long. RefSeq names its product serine/threonine-protein kinase STY46-like. Lineage: Eukaryota; Viridiplantae; Streptophyta; Magnoliopsida; Cucurbitales; Cucurbitaceae. The coding region runs from base 267 to 686 and encodes 139 amino acids. The transcript has 3 exons. The record is from RefSeq and is a predicted model, not a curated record.